AUCUGUCAUAUCAUAAGUGUCAAAAUUCAGUUUUCUUUUGAAAGUCGGACUUUUCUGUUUUCUAAAAAAACAAAACUUCAAUACCUUGUCGCUUAAUUCGUUCCUCGCGAUGAGAAAACACUCCAAAAACCUGCUCAUGGAUCGGAUGCAUCGGGGCGUCGUCUACGCCUGUAUGGGCCUAACGGUUUGGGGCACCUACAUGCUGGGGAUGCACUUGUACCGACACUUCACCAUCAUCAAACCGGCCCGGAAAGCGGAGGAGCUACGAAUGCUGGAAGCUGGCGCAGGACCCGGCCCGUCCGUCCCACAGUCACUGGAUUCGGCACCGACGUUAAGGUCCUAGAUCCCCGAGCGGUCGUGGUUCGCUUGGAGUUUCUACUGUAUGUUGUGAUUAUGGUGUUAAAAUUUUUAAAGUAAAAUAAAUUAUGUAACAUUGAA
Molecule: messenger RNA, 438 nt
Organism: Topomyia yanbarensis
Lineage: Eukaryota; Metazoa; Arthropoda; Insecta; Diptera; Culicidae
Exons: 1
Coding region: 110-343 (77 amino acids)
Source: RefSeq, a predicted model, not a curated record